Messenger RNA from Rhincodon typus (whale shark), 256 nucleotides. RefSeq names its product regulator of MON1-CCZ1 complex-like. Lineage: Eukaryota; Metazoa; Chordata; Chondrichthyes; Orectolobiformes; Rhincodontidae. The transcript is spliced from 2 exons. The record is from RefSeq and is a predicted model, not a curated record. The annotation marks the transcript as partial.
GACGCGCGUGCGCAAUGCGGGUAGAGGCAGCUGUAAAUGGCCGGCGGGAGGCUGAGCCGGUUGUGAAGAUGAUGGAGGACUCAAUGGACGAUCAUUACCUGGAGCUGAGUGAUACUCCCGUGCAGUUCGAGAAAGUGUCCACCGUCAAUAACGUCUUUUUCGAUGAAGCUAAUAAACAGGUGUUUGCUGUUCGAUCUGGGGGUGCUACUGGUGUGGUGGUUAAAGGGCCCGAUGACAAGAUCUGCAUCUCUUUCAG